AUGCCGUUUCCUAUUCCAUUUUAUGCCAUCUGCGCGGGAGUGGCUGUUUCUACCGUGUUAUACGUGCAUCGUGAAGAGAUAAGUGAGUUUUUCGAGGAUUUGGCAGUUGAAGUGCUGGAAAAGAUCGAACGUCGCAAGAAUAGAAGAAUGAUAGCCAGGUCUCAGGAUAUAGGUGAUUCCACCACAAUGGCCGAAUCCCGGUCGACUGUUAGAAAACGGCGCGUCAAAGAUUGGAUCGAUGAACAGGAGUACUACGAAGACUCCGAUACAGAAAGUAUCGAAACACCUUCUCGCACAGCCUCGUCUGUUUAA
This is a messenger RNA of Ogataea philodendri, 312 nucleotides long. RefSeq lists its product as uncharacterized. Lineage: Eukaryota; Fungi; Ascomycota; Pichiomycetes; Pichiales; Pichiaceae. Bases 1 to 312 code for a protein of 103 amino acids. The record is from RefSeq and is a predicted model, not a curated record. The transcript has a single exon.